GUUGCAAUGUAUGCAGAUUAUCUGAAAACAAGCAAUAAUCUUUUCUCCCAAGUUUUCAAGGAAAAGCUCCUAAGAGAAAAGUGAAAUCCAGUUUGUGCUGAUACACUCAACCACAGGGUGUGUGUAUGUUCGUGUGUUUACAGAUCUUCAGCCUUCGUAGAACUUCGGCUCCGACUCUCAGGGUUCCAGAGGGACGGAAGACUGAGUAUUUACACUCUCUGAUCCAUGGAAGACAAGACGAAAACAUCUACUUGCAUCUACCACUUCCUUGUUUUGAAUUGGUAUAUUUUCCUCAGUUAUUACAUCCCAAAUAUUGGAAAAGAUGAGAAACUUUUAAAAGACUUUCAUGAUGGUGGACAUUCAAAGUACUUGACUCUCCUUAACCUGCUCUUGCAGGCUGUUUUCUUUGGGGUCGCCUGCCUGGAUGAUGUGCUGAAAAGAAUCAUGGGCAGGAAAGGCAUUAAGUUCAUAACUUCCUUCAGAGAUCUUCUUUUCACCACAAUGGCUUUUCCCAUCUCCGUGUUUGUAUUUUUAGUAUUCUGGGCCCUCUUUCACUAUGAUCGAGAACGUGUUUACCCCAAGGCUCUAGAUGCUUUCUUUCCAGCAUGGGUGAAUCACGCAAUGCACACUUCCAUAUUUCCCUUAUCACUGGUUGAAGCCAUCCUCAGACCAUAUCACUAUCCAUCGAAGAAGCUAGGACUCACAUUGUUGACUGUUUUUAAUCUUGCCUAUAUUACCAGGAUUCUGUGGAUCUACUCUCAGACAGGAAACUGGGUGUACCCUGUCUUUGCCUCACUCAGGCCACUGGGUAUUUUCAUCUUUUUCCUUGUUACCUACAUCCUGAGUGUGAGCAUCUACCUGCUCGGAGAGAGACUCAACCGCUGGAAAUGGGGUGCCACGAUGAAGCCAUGGAUGAAGGUGAAGUGACUACAUGCCAUGUUCCAAGAGCCAUAGAAGAAGAAACAUAAGAACUGUCCAUUUCUACUAUUGCCAUUGUUAUUAUUUGCACUGCGAGUGGUACAGAACAACAUAAGUCAAAAGGACAGAGAAUGAUGUAUUGAUUUAAUAAAGGAUUAUGAACGUAG
Molecule: messenger RNA, 1085 nt
Organism: Nannospalax galili (Upper Galilee mountains blind mole rat)
Lineage: Eukaryota; Metazoa; Chordata; Mammalia; Rodentia; Spalacidae
Gene: Adtrp
Product: androgen dependent TFPI regulating protein
Exons: 6
Coding region: 226-927 (233 amino acids)
Cellular component (GO): endomembrane system; membrane
Source: RefSeq, a predicted model, not a curated record